UUGGGCUCCCAGCUGGUUGGGCCUUUUCUCUGCCCCUCCCCAUGAGUGGGUCCUCCCCACAGGGAGACACAACAGAGGCCAGAGAGGAUCCCACAGGACAGCAAGGAGAUGCCACCCAAGACCAAAGAAAAAGGGAAGAAAACUGGGGCACAGAAAAAGAAAGAGGAUGCGGGUUCUGAUGUGGAGGCUAAGUCCACGCACAGGCGGACAGUGCUGGAGAAGGAGCUGCUCCAAGACCACUUGGCUCUUCGGAGGGAUGAGGCCCGCCGGGCCAAAGCUUCUGAAGAGCAGCUGAGGCAGAGACUGCAAGUGCUGGAGGCUGAGUUGGAGGAGGCCCGAAGUGAGGGGAAGGCCAUCUAUGCAGAGAUGAGCCGUCAGUGCCGGGCCCUGCAGAAGGAAAUGGAGAUCCACAGCAGGAAGCUGGAGGAAGAAGUGACGGGCCUUCGGGAGCAGCUGGAGACGUGCCAGAGGGAGGCCGAGGCUGCACAGCAAGAGGCUGAGCGGGCCCUCGGAGAGCGGGACCAGACCCUGGCUAAGCUUCGGGCCCAUGUGGCACACAUGGAGGCCAAACCAGGGGAAGGAGAAGCAGCAUCCCCACAGGAAACCCUGCUCUGUCUUGAGGGCAGACAGCCAGGGGAAUACAACCAUGCCGACUUACUAAGAGUAAGAACUUGAAGAAGACACCAGCGAGGAAAGCUUACAGACAGGCCUGGGGCACCCCUCAUUCUACCCUCUCCCUUCCUGGGGCCUGAAGCUUGGUGUCUGCCGGGCAGCCUGGACCAACUCUUGGCCAAGCUGAGAGCUGUCAAGCCUCAGUGGGACGGGGCUGUGCUGAGACUUCACGCCAAGUACAAGGAGCAGCUCCACCAGUUUGGACUCAACCCCCUGGAUUUUUGAAGCUGUAAGCCGCUAGU
Zalophus californianus (California sea lion) is the source of this 914-nucleotide messenger RNA. It is a transcript of the gene DRC12, whose product is annotated as coiled-coil domain containing 153. Lineage: Eukaryota; Metazoa; Chordata; Mammalia; Carnivora; Otariidae. The coding region runs from base 109 to 675 and encodes 188 amino acids. The record is from RefSeq and is a predicted model, not a curated record. The transcript is spliced from 7 exons.